AUGGCAGAGGCAACUUCUCUGAAGAAUGAACUGAGCCAAAUCACCAUAAUGCGUAACAAGCCACCAACAGUUCAUCGCAGUCACAGAUGGAAUAAUGAUGUCAGGAUAGUUAACCUUCCAUCGCUUAAAAAUCACGUGGAGACGUUAAUAGAUUGGUUAAAAGAAGAGAGAUUUAAGAGAAUUUACGUCAGGGGUCCUCUGGGAAUAGGGAAAACAACAAUAAUGAAAAUUGUGUACAACAAUGUCUAUGAAUACCGUCAGUUCGACUAUACCUUUCGUGUGACUCUAACAGAUGAAAGCAGAAUAUCGAGAGACAUACAAGAAGUAAUUUGGAACUGUUUAGGCAUGAGAAUGGACGAAAAUGACCAUCUUGAUCAAAGAGCUGCGGUGAUAUCUGAGAAGCUUAAGGAAAAAAAUGUGUUGUUUCUUGAUGAAGUUUCUUCGGUGGUUAAUCUUGAAGAAGUUGGGAUCAAACGUAAUCAUGAGCAUGGGAAGGUGGUGUUUGCAUGCAGAGACAAAUAUGAUGGUCACAUUGAUUCGGAUAUGAUCGUGCAGAGACUGUGCAAAAAGGAUGCUAGAAAGUUGUUUUGGGAAUCAGUUGGUUCAGAUCUUGAGAAGAAACGAGAAAUCAAACGAACUGCAGAACAAAUUAUCGAUUUGUGUGGUGGCAUGCCGUCUAUACUCAGUUUAAUAGGAAAACAACUGGAAAGAAAAGACAUUGCACAAUGGCGGGAUAUGAAGCGCAACAGUAAGCAACCAUGGCAAGAGUUGGAAGAAUAUUACCGGUCAUUGAAACUUGUCUAUAACAGGUUUACUGAAGCUGAUUAUAAGCGUUGUUUACUGUAUUGGGCUAUUUUUCCUUUCAGUGAAGAAAUUAAUCGAGAUUAUAUAAUUGAUUGCUGGACAGCAGAGCAGUUUUUGGAAUGCCAAAGGCUGGGAAAGCUCGUGACGAGGGCAUACUAUACUAGAUAG
This is a messenger RNA of Durio zibethinus, 972 nucleotides long. RefSeq names its product disease resistance protein RPS2-like. Gene Ontology annotation, molecular function: ADP binding. The record is from RefSeq and is a predicted model, not a curated record. NCBI's taxonomy places the organism in Eukaryota, Viridiplantae, Streptophyta, Magnoliopsida, Malvales, Malvaceae.